This is a messenger RNA of Temnothorax curvispinosus, 2943 nucleotides long. RefSeq names its product leucine-rich repeat protein soc-2 homolog. NCBI's taxonomy places the organism in Eukaryota, Metazoa, Arthropoda, Insecta, Hymenoptera, Formicidae. The transcript has a single exon. The record is from RefSeq and is a predicted model, not a curated record. Bases 423 to 2273 code for a protein of 616 amino acids. Gene Ontology annotation, molecular function: protein binding.
AAAGGCCACUCCGCAAGUCCGCGCUCCACAGUCCGCACAGUCAGCACAGUUCGUAGUGUUCGUAUACACCGAUAAUGUUGAUAUUCACGGUUUUCGUGGUCGAGCGUUAAUUUUAACGCGGACGUGUCUAAUCGCGUGCGGGCGCGGCACGAUGUCACAGUGAAGAGCGGCACCGGUCAUAUUUUCAGGACCUCGGGGAGAACUCGUUCGGGAAAGGCGGACGUGCAUGCAUGAGUGCGAGCGUGCGUGCAUGCAUGCGUACGUGCGUGCGCGUUCGUUCGUGCGGGCGUGCGUACGUGCGAAUCUCCUCUCCCCUACGCAUCGCCGUCGCAUCCUCGUCGCGUCGGGUCGCGUCGCGUCGUACCUCGUACUCGUACGUCGUACGGCGGCGGACGCGCGGUAGAGAGGACGGAUUGUAGGUUAUGAAAAAAUCGCGCAAACACUGGACGAGCGUGAGUAACAUAUCGACAGUGUGCCUGUUGAAGACGAGGCGUAAUCGCGCGACCAGUCUCGGGGACGACAGUCUGUUGAGCUUAAACAUGAAGGAGCAGGACAUACCCGAGUACCUGGAGGGCUGCGGGCUGUCGGCCUGCACGGCCAGCAGCGACAUAUCCGAGGACGUGGAGUUUCAGAUGAUGCGCGAGAGCAAGGAGAAGAAGUUCUUCACCGCGUCGUCCCUCGGCAGCAGCAGCAGCAGCCUGGUCGACUCGAAGAAGAUCGUCAUGGUCAAGCAUCCGGACUCGAACAAGCCGAAACCCACCACCAAGAGGGGCAAGCCGAUCCGGGCGGAGCUGGACGUGACCAAGGAGUUUGUUCGCUGCCGGGAGGAGUGCGUGAAGCGGCUGGACCUGAGCAAGGCCAGCAUCACGAAUCUGCCGAGUUCCGUGAAGGAGCUCAAGCACCUGCGGGAGUUCUAUCUCUACGGCAACAAGCUGGUGACCCUGCCGCCCGAGAUCGGCUACCUGGCGAAUCUGGAGACGCUGGCGCUGAACGAGAACUCGCUCACCAGUCUGCCCAACACCCUGGAGAACCUGACGUCGCUGCGCGUGCUGGAUCUCAGGCACAACAAGCUCAACGAGAUUCCGGACGUGGUGUACAAGCUCACGUCGCUCACCACGCUCUUCCUGCGCUUCAACCGCGUCAGGUACGUCAGCGACAACAUACGCAACCUGACGAAUCUCACCAUGCUGAGCUUUCGGGAGAACAAGAUCAAGGAACUGCCCACGGGGAUAGGGGAGCUGGUCAAUCUCAUCACCUUUGACGUAUCGCACAACCACUUGGAGCAUCUGCCUGUGGAAAUUGGCAAAUGCGUGCAGUUGUCCACCUUGGACGUGCAGCACAAUGAGCUCCUCGACCUGCCGGACUCGAUCGGCAAUCUGGUGUCGCUGACGAGACUGGGUAUCCGAUACAAUAGAUUGUCGAAUAUCCCGAAAUCGUUGGCGAACUGUAAGAUGAUGGACGAGUUCAGCGUCGAGGGCAAUCAGGUGUCGCAUCUGCCGGACGGUUUGCUGGCGAGUCUGUCGGGUCUCACGACGAUCACCCUGUCCAGGAACAACUUCACCUCAUAUCCAGCGGGUGGCCCGGCUCAGUUCGCGAAUGCCUAUUCCAUCAACGUCGAGCACAAUCAGAUCGACAAGAUACCCUAUGGCAUUUUCUCGCGGUCCAAGCACCUCACGAAGCUGAACAUGAAGGAGAAUCAGCUCAACGCCCUGCCGCUGGACAUCGGUUCGUGGGUGACCAUGGUCGAGUUGAACCUUGGCACAAAUCAGCUGCUGAAGCUCCCGGAUGACAUACAGUGCCUGCAGAGUCUGGAGAUACUGAUACUCUCCAACAAUCAGCUGAGACGUAUCCCGACCACCAUAGUGAAUCUGCACAAGCUGCGGGUGCUCGACCUGGAGGAGAACCGCAUCGACAUGCUGCCGAAUGAGAUUGGCCUGAUGACUGAGUUGCAGAAGCUGAUCCUCCAGUCGAAUCAGAUUACCGUGUUGCCGCGCACAAUCGGACACCUGAAGAACCUCACGUAUCUCAGCGUGGGUGAGAACAAUCUGAGUUACGUGCCGGAGGAGGUCGGCACCCUGGAGAAUCUUGAUGCGCUCUACCUCAACGACAACCCGGGCCUGCACAAUCUGCCGUUCGAGCUGGCGUUGUGCAAGAAUCUCAAUAUUAUGGAUAUUGACAACUGUCCGUUGUCACACAUACCAGCGGAGAUAUUAGCCGGUGGCCCGUCAUUGGUGAUUCAAUUUUUGAAGAUGCAGGGGCCCUAUCGACCGUAAUUAUUUUAUUAAGGUUGUUGUGUUUUACAUGUGGUGCAGAGUCACGUGGAUGUCGAUUCUUAAUCAUGAAAGGCAGAGAAGGGGAGGGAGAGAGAGAAUUAAGAAGAAAUUGUUCAAUGACAUACGAGAGAAAUGUAUUUAUAAUAAUCGACCAUAUACGUAUGUCGAUUUAAAUUCUCAUUCUAAUGAUCUCAUUUUAAAUAUAUAACGAAGUAAUGAAAAUAAACGCUACCACAUUAUAUUGUAUACAACGAAUCACACAGAUUAUUUUGUUUCAAUAUUGUAAGGAAAAAUAUUAAAAUAUCUCAGACUGCAGGAAAAAUGAAGUAACGUGUAAUGUAAAGAUAACACGACAGAUAACAAUUUUAUUAAAUCAUGUAAAUUAUGAAAGAUAUAAACCGUAUUAUAUAUUUUAUAUUUGCACUUUUAGUUCACGUUUUAUAUUUUAUCAAAACAUAUGAUUCGAUGUUGAUGAGAACGAAACUUAUACAGUAUUGCUAAAAAAAUACUGUAUAAAAGUAUGUUUUUACACAGUGCAAUAAAUCGUUUUUUUUUCUUGAUAUACAUGAAACGUAACAGUUCCACUUGAUAUAUUAAUGUCUUAAGUUUGUUUACUAAAAAUAUUUAUUUUACAUUUGUUACAAACAUAUUAUGCAUAUUGUAUUUUUAU